This is a messenger RNA of Cotesia congregata, 2031 nucleotides long. Lineage: Eukaryota; Metazoa; Arthropoda; Insecta; Hymenoptera; Braconidae. The record is from the annotation of a GenBank genome assembly.
AUGGAUAUUUCUCAAGUGAUUUUGAAAGCAACAUGUGGGAAUGAUGAUGACUGUAACGACAUAAAACAUGCCAAAUGUUCUGAUGACAAAGACUGUACUUGCAUAGUAGGUUACAGCAGUGUAAAUAAAACUUAUUGCGCACCAUCGUUGAAUUCGUUUUGUUGGAGAGAUGAAAAAUGUGCAGCUGAUCAUGCUUCUUGCAUUGAUAGCCAGUGUCAAUGUGAUGAAGACUACUUACAACACUCUCACAAUGAGUGUUUACUAAAGUUGAUAGGUUCAUCUUGCAAAGAUAAUUCUGAAUGUAGCAGAGUUAAAUAUGCUCAAUGUUCAGCAGGUAAUAUUUGUGUUUGCUCGAUAAACACAAAAUCGGUCGAUCAGGCAUUAUGUUUACCAGUUUUGAACGAAUACUGUAAAACAAACGAUGAUUGCAAAGUUGAAAAUUCUAUUUGUAUUGACAAUAAGUGUCAAUGCAAGCCAAACUACAUGACACUUUUGAAUGAGUGUCAGGCACCAUAUUUAGGCAUGCCUUGUAUCAAUUCAAAAAACUCAUGUAGAUUUAUCAAUCAUUCAAUAUGUUUGGAUGAUAGGGAAUGUACAUGUUUGCCGAACUAUCUUCCUGUAAACAAUAAUACAUGCUUACCGGCUUACAAUCAGAUAUGCUUCAAUAAUGAAGAAUGCGCAACGAAGAAUUCUGUUUGCGUCAAUUACAGAUGUAAAUGUAAGCCUUAUUAUAUCUAUCGACAAGUUCAAUGUGUGUCAGCAUAUCUGCGGCAAUGGUGUCAAAAAGAAGAAGAUUGUAGUGGAGUCAAAUUUGCAACCUGUUCAAAGGACAAUAUAUGUGUUUGCAAACGGAACUAUUUUCAAUCAGAUGACUCAAACUGCUCACCUCUUUUAAAAAGUAGUUGUUCUACAACGGAAGAUUGCAUUGUUGCUAAUUCCGUUUGUCAGGAUGGAAAAUGUAAAUGUGGAGAAAGUUUUUUCGCUAAAUCUAAUGAUCGCUGUGCGAAAAUUUCUCUAGUUCAAACGUGCUCGACAUUUUACGACUGUCUUACUAUUCCGCAUUCUGACUGCUCGAAGAUUGGUUUAUGUUAUUGCGAUUUGGGAUAUGUUUCAAUAGAUGGCAUCAGGUGUGUACCUGCUUUGGGCCAGUUUUGUACUAAAAGUAAGCCAUGCGGAAUUAAUAACUCUGAUUGUAUCGAUAACAAGUGUCAAUGCAAACCUUAUUUUGAGGAGGCUCGUGACUCUGAAUGCAUACCAAUAAAUUUCAAUAAAUCUUGUUCAUUUGAUAUUGACUGCCGAGACAUAAAACAUUCCAUGUGUUUCUACGGAGAGUGUACUUGUAAGCAAAAUUAUGCUCCUGUAAAUUUCCAAACCUGCGUCCUACUUUUAGGAGGAGUUUGUUCCACAAAUGAGGAUUGCUAUUAUGUCAAAAAUUCAGUUUGCGUUUCAAAUAUAUGUAUAUGUGAUGCUGAACAUUUGACCGUAUCCAAUAACAAAUGUGAACCAAACAUGUUAGGAACAUUGUGUCUGACAAAUGAUGACUGUGACAAUAUCGAUAAUUCAAUAUGUUCAGCGGACAACGUAUGUACGUGUAACCUGAAUUAUAGAGCACUUGAAAAAUUUUUGUGUGAACCAAUGUUGAACGGAUUUUGUUCAGAGGAUAGUCAAUGCCCUACAGAUUCAUUCCGUUGUGUGGAUCAUCAAUGUCAAUGCCAACCUAACUUCACUGCAAUGUCUGCAAGCCAAUGCUUUGAAACGAACCUGAUAAAUACUUGUACCAAUGUUACUGAGUGCAGUGAUUCAUGGCAUGCACAGUGUACAUCCGAUCACAAAUGUGUUUGUGAUUUGAAUAAUAUGGCAUUGAAUCCAUCGACAUGUUUGCCGAUAUUGAAUGGUUUUUGUUGGAGAGAUCAUCAAUGUAUGGCUGAAAAUUCUGUUUGCACUGAUUAUCAUUGUGCAUGCAAACCGAAUUUUAUUGCUGUCGCUCGUAAUCUAUGCAUUCCUGACAGAAGAAAAAUACAUUUAUAUUGA